Messenger RNA from Cydia strobilella, 1611 nucleotides. Its product is annotated as p21-activated protein kinase-interacting protein 1-like. The record is from RefSeq and is a predicted model, not a curated record. NCBI's taxonomy places the organism in Eukaryota, Metazoa, Arthropoda, Insecta, Lepidoptera, Tortricidae. The transcript has 3 exons. Gene Ontology annotation, molecular function: protein binding. The coding region runs from base 84 to 1250 and encodes 388 amino acids.
AGAAACGUGCACUGUUGAGGUUGCGAUUUGCGAUUAGUUGCGAUGUUCUUUUUCUUAUAAAAUAUACUGUCUUGUAUUUUAUAAUGGACGAAAUAGUAGUCGGCACCUAUGAAGGUUUUUUGCUAGGAUAUUCACUUAGUUAUGAAGAUGAGAGAAGCAAAAUUAAACAAACCUUCGCGACACAUUCACAUACUGCUUCAGUGCGAUGUGUGUCCAUAGCUGGCAAAUUUUUAGCUUCUGGUGGCACUGAUGACAAAGUAGUGGUCAUUGAUAUGAAGUCCCGAAAAGAGCACACUGUCCUCAUGAAUCACGAUGGUACUGUAAAUACUGCUGCUUUCACACACAAUGGGACACACCUCCUUACUGGGAGCGACGAUGGAUCAAUUAUUGUGACGAGAACUGGCAAUUGGCAAAUUGAGAAAAUAUGGAAGAAAGCUCACCAAGGAUUUCCUGUUACUGAUUUAGCAGUACACCCAUCUGACAAACUAGCUCUUAGUAUAGGAGGUGACAAGACACUAAGAACUUGGAACUUAGUAAAGGGUCGUCCUGCUUUCACUAUAAAUCUUUCCAGCAAGGGUGUAACUUUGCCUACUGAAAUUAAGUUUUCACCCACUGGUGACAGAUUCUCCCUAAUUCAUGAACAAAAUGUAGAUGUGUGGACUAUAAGUAAAGCGGGAAUUGAGAAACAAAUAAAAUGCACCACUAAACCAACAUCAGUACAAUGGGUAUCUGAUGAAAGGAUGUAUGUAGGAUUGGACAAUGGAAAUAUUAUAUCCUUUACUGUCUCCGAUACUCAAGCUCAAACUUACAAAGCCCACAAACAAAGAGUGAAGUGUCUUCAUUACAAUAAUGAUGUAUUAUAUUCAUUAUCUAGUUCAGGAGAAAUUAAAGUUUGGUCAGAGAAUGAUUCCAAAUUAAGUGAAUUAAGCUCACAUAAUGCUGCUUGUAGAGUCACCUGUGUGACAUUGAACAGGCAAAGCCAACUUAUUAAGAAGGAGGAGAAAUUAGAUGAACACGUUGAAGCAGAGGAGAGUAUUGAGCGGACAGAGGAAAAAGAUGAAAGCGAUGUUUCUGAUGAGGAUGGACCUAAAGCUCCAUCACCACCAUCAAAGAGGAAACCAGGAGCCUUUGUAACUAUCAGUUAUGGAAAUGAUGAAGAUAAAAAAGAUGGAGGUGCCCCACCUAAGAAGAAGUUUAAGAAAAAGAAAAGAAAUAAAAAUAAAAACAAGAAAAAUAAAGUAGUUGAAUAAUUAAUGUACUUUGUUUGUUAAUUGAAUUUACCAAUAAAAAUAUAAAUAAUAAAGUUUGAGUAAAAUAAAUAUACUAAAAAUAAUUUAGAUGAAAGUUAAUAGCCAGGUUAAGAGGUAGUAACCCUUUCAACAACAAGAUCUAAAAUCGUCAUGAGGAUAAACUUCAUUAAGGGUUGUAGGUACCCUUGUAGCUAAAGAUUAUUUAUUAUCAGGUAUGUUGAUGAACGAGUUACAACAUGCAAAAUAAGAAAAAAAGAAAACACACAUUACCACUGCAGACUAUAUUUUCACCAUCAUUUUAGGAAAUGUACAUGAUGUUCACAUUGAUCAUAAUUGAUAGUAAAAAACAAUAUGAUGUAGA